Messenger RNA from Clonostachys rhizophaga, 1086 nucleotides. The record is from the annotation of a GenBank genome assembly. Lineage: Eukaryota; Fungi; Ascomycota; Sordariomycetes; Hypocreales; Bionectriaceae.
AUGUCGCAUCUCGAAUCCUACAAGCACAUAUCCCCCGAGUCUGGCCAACCUAUCACCUUGCAUCCUCUUUUCAAUGACAAAAUCAAGAACCACGUACCACCGGACCCGAUCAGAGAUGAGAUUACCCCCUCACCUGACAGGGCUGGCUUUGCAGAUCCGGAAAAGAGAGAUCUUCUCUCUGUUGCUAAAAGAUCUGAUCUGACCGAGUCGAUUGGAACUCUCCUCGAGGAUGUACAGCUCUCACAAUUGACUCCGACCCAGCUAGAUGAAUUGGCCUUGCUUGUAUCGGAGAGAGGUGUUGUCUUUUUCCGAGAUCAAGACCUCACAACUGAGAAGCAGGAGAAACUCUUUGAGCAUUACGGUGUCCUGGACAAGCACCCUGCGCAGAAAGACGUCAAGCAUAUCGUCAUCCGGGGAAGCACCAAGGACCACAGGGAGAUCUCCAAGUAUACCCCCUGGCGCUCAGAUGAAUGGCACGCGGAUACAUCGUUCGAGCUCAAUCCUCCGUCUUACUCCUUGCUCCGGAUGGAGGAACACCCCGAGGUAGGAGGAGACACGGCGUGGAUUUCAGGGUACGGACUAUACGACGCCCUUAGUGAACCCUAUAAGCGACUUUUGGAAGGGCUUCAUGCGGUGCAUACUUCAAGACUGCAAUACGAAACAAUCUUGGAUCUCUGGGAGGUGGGUCCCAACCGUCCGCCUAUUGAUACGCAUCAUCCCGCUGUUAGAACCCAUCCAGUGACUGGCCUCAAAUCAUUGAAUGUGAACUUGGGGUUUGUGUCAGGCUUCGCCGAGUUGAAGAAAGCCGAGUCAGACAAACUACUCGACUUUUUCAGCCACCACAUUCAUUCCGCGGAUGAUCAUCUUGUUCGAUGGAAAUGGACAGUAGGCGCAGUAGCAAUGUGGGACAACCGGUGUGUGAUCCACCGGGUUAUCCCAGGUUCUUACAAAAGUCCGCGGCGCGGGAUACGCACAACCGUUUUCAGCGAGAAGCCAUUUUAUGACCCGAAUAGUGAAGGGCGGGCAGACAGGGAGAAGAGAAUCGAAAACGAGAGAAAACAGACACAGCCGUCCUCUGAAGUCUAA